Messenger RNA from Neogale vison (American mink), 591 nucleotides. RefSeq names its product churchill domain containing 1 (gene CHURC1). Gene Ontology annotation, biological process: multicellular organism development; positive regulation of DNA-templated transcription; fibroblast growth factor receptor signaling pathway. The coding region runs from base 80 to 394 and encodes 104 amino acids. The record is from RefSeq and is a predicted model, not a curated record. NCBI's taxonomy places the organism in Eukaryota, Metazoa, Chordata, Mammalia, Carnivora, Mustelidae. Gene Ontology annotation, molecular function: zinc ion binding. The transcript is spliced from 4 exons.
GCGGCAACCUUCCUUUUGCUAUCGCGAGGUUUCGUCUUCCCGGAAGUGGUGGAGGACCGUCCUCGAGAACGGCGUCGGGAUGUGUGGGGGCUGUGUGGAGAAGGAGUAUCCGAAUCGGGGUAACAUCUGCCUGGAAAAUGGAUCUUUCUUGCUGAACUUUACAGGCUGUGCAGUGUGCAGUAAGCGGGAUUUUAUGCUGAUCACCAACAAAUCUUUUAAAGAGGAAGAUGGAGAAGAAAUAGUUACCUAUGAUCAUCUGUGUAAGAAUUGUCAUCAUGUAAUAGCCAGGCACGAGUACACAUUCAGUAUCAUGGAUGAAUUUCAGGUACUUGUCCAUUGGGAACUGUCUUCUAGAACCAAGAAUAAGCAAGGCUUGGGAGCAGCUGGUAUUUAGAAUCUGAUUUGCUGAGAAGAUGGAGGAACUACUCACCAGGGAAUGCCCAGCUGUUCUGUCUUCUGUAGCCCGUUCCAUGGCUGUUCAUAACACGUGGGGACCCAUGUCCCCACUGGCUGCUCCCUCAAAACAAGCCUCCAUUACUUGAGUGGGAAUGGAAUCUUUGGCCAUUAAAAGAGGUGACAGGAAAUGCAGCA